Molecule: messenger RNA, 706 nt
Organism: Dimorphilus gyrociliatus
Lineage: Eukaryota; Metazoa; Annelida; Polychaeta; Dinophilidae
Source: the annotation of a GenBank genome assembly
UAUGUCGGAUUUUCUUGUUAUAAAACCGUCUCAAGAAGCGGACAGUGAUAAAGCAUUUAUCGACGAUGAUAACGGACUACCAGUUUUCAAGGCGAUUUUUGAUGUAAAUUCUUUCGAUAAAAAAGAUAUUACCUUAAGAAUCGAGGGUGAUAAAUUGCAUUUAGAAGCAAAACAUAGGGAAGAGAAAGAUGAUAGAGCAUUCGUAAAAACAAUGCUUAGAACUCUUGAUUUACCCUCUCACGUUGACGAUAAACUCAUGAGAACAACAAUUAAUGAUAAGGGUUUCCUUAUCAUAGAAAUGCCCUUUCACCUUCCACCAAGCAGAUCAUUACAACAGAAUAAGCCAGGUGUUCAUCCUAUUAUUACUGAUCCAGAUGGAACAAGGAAAAUAAGAGUUAGUACAACCUUGGGAAGGGAAUUCACGCCAGACGACGUUAACGUUUUUAUAGACGAGAAUGAUCCAGGAAUAAUUGCUGUAAGAGCGGCUUACGAAGAAAGAGCCGGCCAAUACGGUGACAAAAAUCGAAUAUUACGAAAUAUAAAAAGAGAUAUACGUCUCCCAUCAUAUAUGAAGGCCAAGAGCGUUAAAGCAUCACUAGGACCCACAGGAAAUCUAUACAUAGAAAUUAUACUUCUAGAUCAGGAAAAAACCUAUAGAUGCUCUAUUACUUCAGAAGACGUUACCGAUGAGAUUUCUGACACUUAG